Schistocerca gregaria is the source of this 2221-nucleotide messenger RNA. RefSeq lists its product as uncharacterized. Lineage: Eukaryota; Metazoa; Arthropoda; Insecta; Orthoptera; Acrididae. Gene Ontology annotation, cellular component: membrane. The transcript is spliced from 4 exons. Gene Ontology annotation, biological process: septate junction assembly. Bases 129 to 530 code for a protein of 133 amino acids. The record is from RefSeq and is a predicted model, not a curated record.
ACUUAUCAUCCAGGCACGCCGCGGAGCUACUCUCAAAUGCGACCUGCAAGCGGCCACCUAACGUAGCUACACACCUGUAACACACCCACAUUUGCUGCUGCGACGACACACACCGAGUAAUAACAGAAAUGGCUGUUACGGAUCUUAUCAGGAGCCCACCUUUUAUAAUCAAAGUUGUUGAACUGGUCUUAUCCAUUAUCAUAGCUGGUCUCACAUCUGGUCAGGCAGUUGCUGCAUCUCCUGACAUUUUCGUGCGUUUAGCGGUUGUCGAUGGCACAAUAGUAUGUUACAUCAUACUAGGUGCCUUAGUCAUCAUCGGCUAUGUACUCGAAUGUCCUAUACACACCAAACUGAUCCUAAUUUCUUCAGCGGUUGCAUGUCUAUUAUUUGUGACAACUGGAGGACUUAUUCUGGAUGCGUACACCCGAUCUUAUUUCAAAGUUACUCAAGUAAUCAUUGGAGGAAUACUAGCCCUUGUUAAUGGACUUGUGUACGCUGCUGAUGCAUUUCUGUCGUGGAAGUUUAGCUAGAUACCCUUCACAGAGUGUUAACACGUGACAUUACACGUUCACAGUGUAUAUACUGAAACUAUCUACUGUUCUGUCGAGGAGCAGUUAGUGGGAGUUGUUUGAAAUAACAUCAAAUGAAAUAGACUGAAAGCAUUGUCAGCUUAAUUUGCUGUUUCUGUACCUAAGACAGAUAUGUGUUGUCAUACAGUUAAAUUUGUGUACACAAUGUGAUGAAUAAGUUAUUAAAAAGUAGUAUUAAGGUUUAUUAUUGAAUUUUGACAUCCAAUAAUAUUCACUGAGGUUUCUUCUCUUGCUCUCUCAGAUUACUUGCAUUGAUAGUGAAGCAUUCUUUACUGAGAAGACUUAAUCUCCAACAUUUCUUUAUAUCUUUAUAUACUUCUCCUAGCGAUUACAAUCAGAUUAAUAAUCAUAAUCAGUUUGUAAGUGUUGGAUAAUUUCUAUUUACUGACUCUUUUGUACUUUUUUGUCUAAUGAAACUAUGAAAGAGCGAUAAUUUAAAUGUACAGAUAAUUAUCUGAUGAGACUGUAAUUAUUCGCAGAGAUAAUAAUAUGACAUGUAAAUCACCUCUUAUAGAAUUAUGAGUAUCCACACAUAGUUUCUAUAAAAAGAUUUUUUGGCCACACCACUAUUUUUCGGUAAUUAAUAAAGAUUUGCUGUACGUUUCACUUUAAUUUGUAUAGAGGACAAAAAAGUAGAACACUUUGAACAAAGAGUCACAAUUUUCUCUCUGCUCCCCUGUACUUAAUUCCUAGAAAAUGUUGUAACUCAGAGUCUCUCAUGAAAAAGAUUGACCUUUUCUGACAUAGGACUUUGAAGAAGUAAAAAUUUUCUUUUCUCGAGGUGAUCAAAUAACUGAGGAAGUCAAAGGUCCAGGAGUGAUGGUCUGGGGUGCUAUUUCGUUUCAUAGUAGGAAUGCAUCGAUGCAGCGAGUGCCAGGUGGCAUCACGGCAACGCCCGCCUGCUGAAAUCUCAGUAAGGCAACAACUGACAGUCUGCCUGUGCUGGUUCAGCGCAGCUAGCGGCGACAUGCUAAUUCAAGGCGAUUUGCCAUGACAAAGCAGCGGCGUCCCUCACUUCGGACUGAAAAACGGCGGACCUCCCACUUGACUGAGACCAGUUUUGUUCAGGUGCUGAGGUGGACGAUGUAGUGGGGACCCGAUAAGAUUCGAGAGUUAAAAAUUGAAAAAUAUAUUUGCGAAACUGAAGGCAGUACACCCUAUGGAGGGCUUGCUAACGUGCCAACUGUAUGGAGAACCAUCACAGGUCGGUUGAGGUUGGUUGAGGUCCAAAAGAAGACAAGAAACAAGAGGGACACAUCUUGAGCCAGUCUGAAAGCCAGAAAGAGCGAGUGACUUCCGCUUGCUGAGAUGGCAGCAUAUCUGUGGGUAGCACGUGAUUCUGUUCCCACACUUUCUAUUGGCUGCCUACAGACGCAUGUGGCUGGUUUUCUUAGUAAAGUACAGGAAGCGAUAGAGCGUUGCUUAAGCCAUAGUUCUAGCAGGAACAUAGGCAUUGCAGGGGCUAACGCUGCUAGCAGGUUGUAUCAACAAAUACAAAAGGAAAUUUAAAUUGUUUCAAUAAAAGAUCUUCCAUUUUACUGUAUAAACUGUGUAUUCUGUUGUACAAACAUGAUUACCAAAAACUGCGAAAAGAAAUUUAAAUUGUUAAAAUAAAAGAUCUUCCAUUUAAC